AUGUGGAGGUUAACGUGUGUCAGUUUGGUGUGUCUCUUAUCUGUUCAAGGUUCACUUUCUCAGUUGAAUGUUUGUGGACAAGCCCCUCUAAACACCCGUAUUGUGGGUGGUGUGGAUGCCCCUGAAGGGUCGUGGCCGUGGCAGGUCAGUCUGCACAGCAUUACCUAUGGAGGUCAUUUUUGCGGAGGCUCCCUCAUCAACAGUGAAUGGGUGCUGACGGCAGCUCACUGUUUACCUGGUGUCAGUGCAUCCAGCCUCCGUGUGUACUUGGGAAGGAGGACACAACAAGGAGUCAAUGCCAAUGAAAUCAGUAGAAAUGUCAUCAAAAUUAUUGUUCACUCCUCCUACAACAGCAACACACAUGACAAUGAUAUCGCUCUGCUGCGCCUGUCCUCUGCAGUUACCUUUAAUGACUACAUUAGACCCGUGUGUCUGGCAGCCCUGAACAGCAGCUUCCCUUCUGGCACCAGCAGCUGGAUCACAGGCUGGGGAGAUGUUCAGUCUGGAGUGAGCCUACCUGCUCCUGGGACUCUGCAGGAGACUAUGGUUCCAGUGGUGGCUAAUACUCAGUGUGAUACUCUGCUGGGUUCUGGAUCUGUUACCAACAACAUGAUCUGUGCCGGUUUAUUGGAGGGAGGCAAAGACACCUGCCAGGGUGACUCUGGAGGUCCAAUGGUCAGCAAGCAAUGUUUGGUGUGGGUUCAGUCUGGUAUCACCAGCUGGGGUUAUGGCUGUGCCGAUCCCAAUGCACCUGGUGUUUACACACGCGUUUCGCAGUAUCAGAGUUGGAUCACCACUGCCAUUGUCCAGAAUCUCCCAGGAUUCGUCGUCUUCAACCCUACAAGCACAUGCCAAUCUGUUUCUACGACCUCAAACUCUUGUCAAGGGAGAUGUGGUGAGAGAUUUGACAUCCGUAACCGCUGCAACUGCAAUCAUCUCUGUAGCAGAAACUGCUGUUGGGAUUAUAGAAAGCGAUGCAGGGAAUAG
Messenger RNA from Ctenopharyngodon idella (grass carp), 987 nucleotides. RefSeq names its product trypsin-like. The transcript has 8 exons. Gene Ontology annotation, biological process: proteolysis. Gene Ontology annotation, molecular function: serine-type endopeptidase activity. Lineage: Eukaryota; Metazoa; Chordata; Actinopteri; Cypriniformes; Xenocyprididae. The coding region runs from base 1 to 987 and encodes 328 amino acids. The record is from RefSeq and is a predicted model, not a curated record.